Messenger RNA from Dendroctonus ponderosae (mountain pine beetle), 1448 nucleotides. Its product is annotated as proline-, glutamic acid- and leucine-rich protein 1. The coding region runs from base 75 to 1370 and encodes 431 amino acids. The record is from RefSeq and is a predicted model, not a curated record. NCBI's taxonomy places the organism in Eukaryota, Metazoa, Arthropoda, Insecta, Coleoptera, Curculionidae. The transcript is spliced from 8 exons.
AUGAAGUGUCACAAAACUGCCAUCGAGAAGACAGCAAAAUUUGCGAAAUUCCAAGUGAAUCGAACGGUUUCGGCAUGGAUCAGCUGCUGCCGCCACCCAACGGCUCGCCAGAGGAAAUCCAGGCCUGGAACGCCAUGAUGGACACCAUGGUCACUUUCAUCAAAGCGUCCACCACGCUGAUCAACACCAUCACCAGUAAAGUGCAGCCCGGCGGCCGAGCGGUCGAUUCAAAGAAAGGGGCAAAAGUUCCGCAGUUACUGGGCGGUUGCGAACCCGAAUGCGAAACCUGCCAGCCCAAACCGCCGUGCGGAAUAUGCGGCGACGACACCAAAACCCCUAGUCCAAGUCCAAAGCCGGUGGCGCAGGCUGCGCCCCCUCCAGAACCAGUGGCUGAAGCACCCCCACAAGCCCCAGAAGAAAAUGCGGAUGCUCCAACGGAAACCGAGGAGGCUUCGGAAGCCCCGGAAGAUGCAGCCCCCGCUGCAGAUCCAGCCCCUGCCGAGUCUUCCGGGGUGGUUGCUGAUGCUGCCCCUUCGCAAGCCGGAGGCACCAAAAAGUGCAACUGCGCUGCCAUUCGGGCGCAACGCUUGGCCGAUGAGAAAAAAGAGCGGUGUUCGUGCUCGCGAAAAGGACGCACUGAGGAACCAAUUGAGGAGAAGCAGGAGGACGAGGAAGACGCGGAGGCCAUGUGCGGUUGCGGCGCCACGGAGGGCAACACUGAGGCCCUGAUGAGGGACAUGGUGCAGAAACUGGACAACGCCCAGCAGGAAAUCGCCAAGUUGCAAGAGGAAAUGGCCAGACUGUAUCGCAUGGAUGCGUCGAAGCGGAUUGGGCCGCAUGGUGGCCCCAAUCCGGCCGCCCUUUACCGCGAGAUUAUGAGGGACAGUGACGUGCCAGCGCAGCGCUCAAUUAGCCAUAGGAGACCUCCAUCAAUGUGCAUUCCUUGCGAUGACCCCAACGCUAGCAGGUUUGCUGGGGACACCCCAGCCAUGCCCUCCGCCCCCAGGGGCCUUAUGAGGCCAGCCCCAAUGCAAGGCAGAUCGCCGUUCUACACUCCGCCUCAGCCCCCAUGCCGGCGAGCCCCCAGGGCUGAAAUGUCCAUGUAUGGCAGCUCGUACGAUCCUGGUCCUGGCAGGGUGCAACCGCCCUUAUAUCCGCAAAUUAAUCCUGAAUCAAGUCCCGACUAUUGGCGCCGCUCGGAGGAGUUUGAGGAAAGAGGAGCGCCACAGAGGAAAAUGGUGGUUUGCCCAUCGCUUAAGGCCCCUGCUCAAGAACCUCCGCCCAGGAGGAUGUUGGUUUGCCGUCCCCCUCCUGCCAGGCCUCCUCAUGGAGGUUGCGACCCCAACAAUUGCCGGCUGGACAGCAACUGAUUCUGAACGGUUUCCGACUUGUGGUGUGCUGAUGUGGAUGUUUUUUGUGUCAAUAAAUCAUAUUUUGGGCAUAUGCAA